AUGCUCCCUCACCUGUUGGACCCCCCCACCGUGGAAAACCGGCUCUGGUAUGACAACCUGAGGUGCUGCCAUCAAUACCAAGAAAGUACCCAGAAUGCGGAGGACUUCCUACUCCUGCUGCCGGGCCUUGUCAGCACUGGGAUCAGCAUGGCAACUAUGGUAUGGCAUGGGCUCCAGAAUGCCUUAGACAAGACCAUCUAUUGGAUUAAUCAGAAAAGUAAGUACGGAAGACAGGUCCCCAACCAUCCUCCAGCCAAGGCCCAAGAUGUCCACAUCCACUGCAUCCUGGACCCUGUGGAAGUGAAGAUGGCCCGGCCCACUCGCUACUCCCUGUCCUCCUACCAUCAUCUCCACAACCAUAGCCGCAGCUGCAGCCGCCGCCCCUGCAGCCACCAGCGGAGGCCGAAGAACCGCAGACAAUUCCCCUACAGCCGCUCAGGCUUCCGUAGGCCGCAUCGCAGCCACGGGAUGUCACAGCUGCGGCCGAUGCCCUCCUUUGAUCGGGAGGACCCGGACUCCUACCUGGAGGAGGAAGAUGACCUUUCCUUCCCACAACCCAAGUACCCGUGGGGGUGCUGGGGAGGGCUCUAUCAGCAGAUGGGCCUGCCUUCCAACGUGGGCCUCUGGGGCCGUCAGGGUGGGAUCCUGGCCAGCCUGCCACCACCCUGUCUCUACCUGCCGCCCGAGCUGCGCCGCAUGGCCAAGCGUGUGGAGGCCAAGUCCGAGCUAAGGCUGCAGUCCUUCGGGGCCCCCUGCUCACCAACCCGCAUCUGGGGCAACGUGGAGGCUGACCAGUGGACCUCGUCUCCACCACCUCUCCGACGGCUGCCCCCUAACCCCCCGUGGGUCCCUGGGGGGCACAGCACUUACCCCUCAAGGGGCCAGCUGCCGUAUGACUCCUGGGAUCAACGGCGGCGUGGUCUGGAGAGCUCUGAGCCUCCAUCCGCUCUGGUGCCUCGGGGCUGCCGGCCCGAAGCCUGGCAGCGCAACUCCCCCCCGGCCCACGGACGGAGCCUCCUCAGCUGUGCUCACAGCCAGCCCAACCGCAGCCCACACCCCUUCACGGGACACUUGAAUUACUCCCAGGAUCCCCACGAGGCGCGGCGCCGGGCGGCCGAAUGGGCUGAGACGCUGCCCGUGCGGCGCCCUCUGGCCACGUCCGCCUCCCUCAGGGUGCUGGCCGAGGCCUCGGACCAGCGGGCCCCGGCUCCCAGCUCAGCGCUGCUCCUCCGCCCCUCCCAGCCCCUGCCCGACGUCCAGGCUACCGAGCACCCUCCACCCCCACCCACCUUCAUGCCACUCAGGCGGAACCCGGGGGGCAAUGCCAACUACCAGGUGUAUGACAGCCUGGAGCUGAAGCGGCAAGUGCAGGAGGGCCAAGCACGGGCCAACUCGCUGCUACCUUCCACCUCGGCCUCGAGGCCCUCUCUGCAGGCGAGCCAGACUGGGAAAACGAACUGACCAGUAGCAAAUGGGGCCGGGGGCGGGGGGCGGCAGGGCAUGGAGAGAGGAAUAAAGAGCGCCAGAGUCCAGGAAACAUUGGUGGUCUGUGGCUUGGAAGCACCACUCCUUCUGCCAGCCUGGGUCCCUGCGCUUGGCUUCCUGCAAUAAGAAGCCAGUGUCCCCUUCUUGGCCUGAGAGUCCCCUUGGUUUAGUGGCCACAGUUCUGCCAGCAGGCCCCUCCUGGUCCUAUACCAUGCACUAAAUACAUCUGCAGCUGCAGACUCCAAACCACUGGUCUCUGGGCACCUCCUCUGUGUCUCAGCUCUCCCUGUCCCCAAAGAGCCUCAUACAAGAAGCUGCUUCCAAACUGGGAGGUUCCACAUCUGGGCAGGUCCAGCUCCAGGCCCAGUGAAGGGCAUGAAGAAGGCUGAGGCUCUGGACUCCAGCCAGGCCUUCCG
Globicephala melas (long-finned pilot whale) is the source of this 1901-nucleotide messenger RNA. RefSeq names its product SPEM family member 2 (gene SPEM2). Lineage: Eukaryota; Metazoa; Chordata; Mammalia; Artiodactyla; Delphinidae. The record is from RefSeq and is a predicted model, not a curated record.